AUGGUCUUGGAGUCCGCGACGUGGCGUCAGCGUGGUCAACUGGAAGCCGGGGCGCGGCCCCCGGCGGCGCCGCGCCUCCAUAAAUCUCCGCGAGGCCGCGCGCUCUCCGCCGCGCGCCGCUUCCUUUUUUUUUUUUUUUCACUCCCCCGAGCCGCUCGCGGUAAUAAGAGCGCGAGCGUCAACGUCAGCCUAGUCGAGCGAAAUUUCGCAAACUCUUACGCAGAGUGGGCGAGCAGAGAGGAUUUCUGGCGAACGCAUCCCCCGCGAUAUUCAAACAGGGGGUUGGAUCCCAUCGAGGCGAGCGUCAGGCCGUUGUCGGGCGAAGAUAAAAGCGGCCGCGCCGACGCGGCAGACGGACGUAAU
Messenger RNA from Iphiclides podalirius (scarce swallowtail), 363 nucleotides. NCBI's taxonomy places the organism in Eukaryota, Metazoa, Arthropoda, Insecta, Lepidoptera, Papilionidae. The record is from the annotation of a GenBank genome assembly.